GCCAUCUACGUUGCAAAAUGCGUUGUGAUGGACGCUUUACAAAAAUGGAUGAAAGAAGGCGCCAGUCUCGCUAGCUCAGUAGCUGUCUCAAGCUCGGCUGAGAAAACAAGAAUACCUUUUUCGAUUUGCUUGUAACUGGUAACAAUCGAAAAUCAUUGAAAAUGCCCCGGACUGAUGCCCCACCCCCGCCUCCUCCCCCGUGUGGACGUGGACCUGGCCUGGUCAGCGAGCAACUCAACUAUCAAGUACCGUUGACCUGGCGUUGAGCACAAAAAUACAAAGAUCUGUUUAUAAUUAUCUGUGGGAGAGUGGACUGACCCUUCACCAUGGCGCCCAUCGACUGGGACAAGAUCAUGGACGUGGAGAGUACAGAGAUGUCGGAUGAGCUGGCUGAUGAGCUCUUUGAAGAGUUAGCUGAUGUUGACAAGGCUGAUGCGAAAGAUGAUGACCAAUGGCAGCAGCUGUUUGAUGUGACUAGGGCUAUCAUGAUGAUGAAGGCGGCCCAGGCUAAUGUUGCACUGGAAGAGCUUGAACAGCUAGCCACGCAGCAGGGGAAGGAGGGUGUUAUCAAUGAGCAAGGAUUGAUUGAUCAGAUCAGGGAAUUAGAGGAGGAGAAUAAGAGGUUACAGCGCAUGGGUGGAUCCGGCGGAUCUCGGGACACUCGUCAGCUCCAGAAUGAGGUCCAUGAACUGAGCCGACAGGUGGAUCUAAUUCAGAGGGAGCUGAAGGAGAAGGAGAGGGAUCUUUACAAGGAGAAGACUGAAUCAGAGAGACUCCACACAAGAGCAGAGGAUGCAGAAAAGGAUGUUAGAGAUAUUAAGCGAGAGAAUGAUGCCCUUCGUCAGGAUCUGCGUGAUUACCAGCGUCAGAUGGAAUCUCAGCGUGAGAGUCUCAAGAUGCGCCGCGGGGACGACGUGGAGUACCAGGACAAGAUCCGCCAGAAGAACCGUGAGAUUAACGGUCAACUGGAAGAAAUAAAGAAUUUGACAGAUAACAACGAGCUCCUGAAUGAUAAUAUGAAGGACAUGGAAAAGAAGUUGAAGGAUGCUGCCGAGGAGAUGGAUGCGAUUGCCGAAGACUACGUGAAGAUCAAGAAACUAUCCGGACAAUUGGACUCCAAAGCUACCCGUCUCAAGCAUGAAAAUGAUGUCCUAAAAGAACAGAUCAAAGAGUUAUCUGAAAAGCUUCAGAAUCAGAUCCAAGGUGAUGAUGAGGUCAUGACUGAACUUAAUAGCAAGGUGGAGGUGUGGAAGUCUGCACUGGAAGUGAAAGACAGGGAGAUUGACCGCCUCAACAUGAUCAUACAGCAGCAGAAGGACCAGUUAACAGCCAGUGAGAUUGAUACUGACAAGACAUCGGUGGUUGCCCUCUCAAAGGCUUUGCAAGAGAAGGAGGCUCAGUUGACCAUCUUGAGACAGCAGCUUGAAGAGUCAGCCAGGGAGAUGGACGAGAGAGCCGAGGAGCUUGAGAUGCUGAAGAAUGAUGCUUCCAGUGGGGCUGCUCCAACUGUGCGUCUUCAGAACAUGGUUACCAAAUUGCGAGAGACGCUGAAGGAGCAGGAGAAAGAGAUGAAAGCGGCGGAGGAGAGGGUUCUGCAAGCGGAGACCGAUGCGAGAAAGAAAGACAAAGAAUUGAACGAAGCCAUUAACAGAAUGAAGGAUUAUGAAGAGGGAGAAUAUGGAUUGGCUGAAGCUGUGCAAGAAAUUAAACUUGGCAAGAAGCAGAUUGCAUUGAGAGAAAGAAACAUCGAGCAGCUGACGCAGAAUGUAAACAAAGCCGAGAUCCAGCUGAAUGAACUCCUUGAAGAGAACGAAGAAUUGAGAAGCAGGCUGGGGUUCGAUCCCAAGCAGCCCAUCGAUAUGGAACAAGCUCGUCUCUAUAGAGGGCAGCAGCACCAACAGGACAGGGCAUUGAAUCAGGUUUUGGCUAAAGAAGUGGAGAGACUGGAAGAGGAAAGGGUUUCUCUGAAGAAACAGAUCCGAUCCUUGGCAACUCAACGAGCACAGAGGGGUGUUGCUCUCGGUCUCACAGCGGAUGAGAUGCUGGCUGUCGAUGACUUUGCGGAGGAACUGAAGAAUAGUCGGAAGCCUGGUAGCGGUCCUUCCAAGAUUGCCGAAGCCAUCAAAGACAAGGGCCUUGGACCGUCGGAUUCUGUUCGUGUCAGGACCCACCAGCUAGAGCAGGAAGUGGCCCGCUCGGAGCAAGCCAUGGAGAGAUUACGGACCCAGCUGACCGAAAUGAAAGCGGAGAACAAGAAGCUCACCGACGACAACCAGAGGGUGGAGAAGAGUAUGAAGGAGAUUCUCCAGGUCUUGAAAGAGGGACAGGCAGGAGGAGGCGGAGGAGGAGCAGUGGAUCCAGAGGUCUUGGGACCAACCCUUGAGAGACUAUGUCUUCUGUUCGAAUCGAAAGACUCCAAGGAGGCGUAUGAAGCCCAGGUGUACCUGAAGGCCCAAGUCGAUCAACUCACCGGACGAAACGAGGAACUUAGAAGAGAACUCAGACAGGCUAGGAAUGAGGCAGAGAAAACCAGCGUGGCUCUUGAUAGAGCAGAAACUAAGAUUACAAGGUUGCAGCAAGACUUGAAGGACCUUCGUGACCUGGGUCAAGGGGCAGGGGUCAUGACCCUUCAUCAAACGGCUCUACCGCAAGGUCUGGCUGUGUCCAGUGCAGAGAUCAUCGCUUCUCUGAAUGAACAACUUGUGCAUGCGUUGCAGGAGUUGUCUGUCAGGGAAGACCAGCUAGGGAAGUGUGAGACAGCUCUUCAGACGUACAGAAGACGUUUUGCAGUGCUCCGCCAUCAACAAGGCUUACUCUAUCAGGAAUACCAAGAGAAGGUUGAUGGAUGGCAGCAGCAAGAUAAAUCCUGGAAGGAAGAGAAGCAGAAGCUAAUGGAAAGUGCAGAGGACCUUGAAGCUAGACAACAAGAAUUCAAUCGUCUGUUGGAAUCUUUAGAAGCUAACGGUGACGAGCAGCAGAGGAGACUUGCAGAGUCGACUAGGAAGGUCACUGUAUUGAGGGUGAAUGAGAAAGCACUGACCAGACGCUUCACAUCCUGCCAGGAGGGAGAGGCUACACUAAGGAAGGAAGUGAACAAGCUUCGUAAUGAGAUGGUUCAGAUGGAGAGCGCCAUCACAGAGAGAAUGGGAUAUCUUCAACGCCAUAAGGAGGCUUCCCAGUUCAAAGUUGCUGCUUUGCAGAGGGUUCUCGAUGACAGCGUGCCUGCAUCCGAGUUAGCCUCCGCCAACAGGCAGUUCAAUGAAUUAGCUGCCAAGUACAGAGACUUACUACAGACUGACAAUCAAUUGGUUACUAGAAACACUCGCAUUGACCAGCUGGAGGGUGAGAACCAAAGGCUUGAAGAUGAUCUUGACAAUCUGAAGAGAGAACUCACGAUGGAGAAAGAGAAACUACAUACCCUAGAGCAAGCAAUGCAAGAUUACGGAAACUUACAAGAGGCUCUUGGGAAGAAAAGAGGAAGUGUUUACCCUGGGAGCGAGACGCUCUCAUUGGCUAAGAGGCUGACUACCAUGGAGAUGAAGGAGUUGAAUGAGAGGCAGAGGGCGGAGCAUGCUGUCAGGAUGCAGAAUCAGAUGAGGAACAGUCUGCAUACGAUGGAGAUGAGGAACACCGAGCUGGAGCAGAAGUUUGCUGAUUUGACGAAGCUUAACCUUGAGUUGCAGCGCAGUGAACAGGAGCUGAGAGACGAACUAUCGCAGUGCGUUACCAAAGCAGCUAGUGACAUCGACAAGAGAAAUAUCACUGAGCUGGAAAGAUCGGCAGCCGCACUAAGAAAUGAAAAUGAUAAGCUGAAGGAAAUGGUAGAUGUAGCCUCUUUCCAGUCCAAGGCCUUGGAAGCACAGCAGGUCUCAAGAGACAAGGAGGUCCAAUCGCUACGGCAACAACUCCUAGACAUACAGACCCAAAGUGAUGAGAAAGCCAUUAUAGGUAAGCUUCACCAUCACAUCGUAGCCCUUCAGGUGAGCGAGGGUACGGCGGUCAGGAAGCUGGAGGCUGCUACCAUGAAGAACAGACAACUAGAAGCCAAGGUUCUGAGGUUGGAGAAACAGCUUGAUGAGAAAGCGCAGAGUCUCUACCAUUGCCAGGUUGACUCAAGGAAUAAAGCGAGACAUCUAAGGAGAACCGUCCAAGGUUUGAGAAGACAGUUCAGUGGAGCCGUUCCCCUGGAAGAACAGGAAAAGUUUUCUAAAGCGAUGAUCCAACUCAGGCUGGAUAAGGAGAGGAUGGAAAAAGAAAUGAAAGUCCUCAAGCAUGAGAGGGAAAAGGUGUCUGAGCAGUUCGCUGACCUCGAGCUGAAACACUCUGGACUGCAGGAACUCAUGCAGACUCUCAAGGACAGCAGGGGAGCAGCGAAAGUGGCAGAGUGGCACGCUAAAAUGCAAGAGACCAGACUCCAAGAUAUGAAACUAAAUAGACAGAUUACCAGGCUACAGCAGCAGGUGAAGUAUUUUGAGAACAUGGUGACGACCCACGAGCAGACCGUCACGAGCCUGGAGCAGGAGAACGUCCACAUCAACAGACAGGCCGAGGAGAGACAGUUGCUAUGGGAACAAAGGGAGGCGGAGCUUGAAAGGAUGAUUGACAACCUCGAGAAGCAACAGAGAGAGAUUGCUGAUGCUGCGGUCAAGUUUGAGGAGGUGACAGGCUCCUUACCAGACCCUAGUCUUCCUGUAGCCAAUCAGCUGGAGUAUUCCAUCAGGACCAUUAAGACCCAUGUUAAGACUAUCCUAGACUCAAGGGCAGAGAUCAAGGCACUGCAAAAGAAACUGUUGGAGAAAGAGAAGAGUCUCACCGAGACUGAGAGCAAUCUCCUUGCCAGAGACCGAGUGAUCAACGAGCUGAGAAUGAGACUACCAGCAUCGUCAGACCGAGACGAGGUCAUCAAGGAUGCUAUGUCAGAAGGGGUCCGCUUCAAGGAGAUCCACGAGACGUGUGAACACAAGCAGGCGCUGAAAGUCGCACAGACCCAGAUAGAAGGUCUACAGAAUCGCAUACAGCAAAAGGAGGAAGCUUUGCAAAAGUAUAUUGAACUUUUGGAACAAUCAAGAAAGGAAUCUGCUGAUGAGAGCGGAAAGUAUAUGUCUGAGAUACACGAUCUUCAACUCAAGUUACAUGCUCAGAAUGAUCUUGCAUUCAAUAAGUUCAAGAAGGCUGCUAUGGACCUAGCAAACAAGCCUGCCCCUCCGGUCCCUGGCAGCAGGGAGUUUGCCCGACUGCAGGAGUUGGAAGACCUGGUUGCCCAGCAGGAUAAUGCCCUUGCUGCUAUGUCAGUAAAGCUCAAGGCUGCACAUACAGAGGUGGCGAAAUGGAAGGAUGUCCUCAACAGGAAGACCAAGGACUUCCAGAGGAAAACUGAAAAGCUCAUUGCAGAGCACAAUAAACAAACCACGAAGCUAGAAUCUGAGAUCUCCAACCAUCUCGAGACCAUCAAAGACAAAGAGGCCGAGAUUGAACGAUUGGAAACGGAGCUUGAACAACAGAGGGCAGCAAACUCCAAGGCACCUACGACCACCAUGAAGAACAUGGUUGAUCGGUUGAAGAAUGAGCUCUCUCUCAAGGAGAAGCAGCAUAAGUCGCUCAGCAAGGCAUUGCUGCAGCUACGUGCAGACAUGGUAGACACGGCCCAGCAGAAUGCAAAGGCUCAGGCUUCGGAGCAGGAACAACAGAUCAACGUCCAGAAGCUGAUUGAGAAGGAAACCAAGAAGAUUAAAGACGUCUUGGAGGAGACCCAGGGCCGACUUGACCAGGCUAGAAGAGAGGUCAAGAAGUUCAAGGUUCAGGUGUCCAGUCUGACGAAAGAACUGGAUGAGGUCAAAGAGGAUUUAGUAAAGAAGACAAAGAAAGUUUCCAAGGUGGAGUCAGAGAGAGAUGAUCUGGACAGAGAAGUUGAGGUUUUGAAGCUUCAAACAACACAACAGGAACCAGAGAGAGAUGUGGGAGAUAUUGACGAGGUAUCUGCUUUGAAGAGGAAGGUCCGCCACCUUGAAGCUCAGCUCAUCAGCAGCAAGAAAAUGACAGAGACGGGCAGUAAGAAAGAACAGUCGGCUGUGGAGGUAGCGAAAUGGGAGGAAAGCAAGAAAUGGGAAAAGAGAUUAGAAUCUUUGAAGGCCAAACUCAGGGAAAAGGAUAAAGAAAUCGAACAGCUGCAGAAAAGCAAUAAGAUGAUGAAGGAAACCCUCAGUAGGAGUGAGAGGCAGAAAUCAAGUGUCCGCGGUGAAACACUCAAGAAACCUGCAGCAGUGGAAACCUCAUCCGCAACGCUGGCGGACAUGGAGGACCUGAGACGGAAGAACUAUCGCUUGGAAGAAGAGAUCUCGUCCCUCCGAAGACAGCAAGCCCUGGGCCAUGGAUCGGUAGUCCAAGACCUGCAACAGAAGAACCUGUUUCUGAAUGAGAAGCUAGAUAGCCUUCAGAGGAGACUUGAUAUCUCUGAAAGAGAAAGAAUCACUGCAACAGAUGAAGUCAGAACUUCGGCCAGUGCUCCUGGCCUCAGAUCGGCAGAGAGGGAGACGGAGCUCCAGCGUCAGCUCCUGGAGGUGUCGCAGGAGAACCUGGAGCUGAGGUUCGAGGCGGAGCAAGCCAAACGGGACGUCCCGCGACUGAAACAAAGGGUGGAUGAUCUGGAGAGAUACAACGAAGCUCUGAAGUCCGACCUUGAGAAGGAAAGGAAGAAGAGCAGAGCUGCAGCCAGUAAACUUGCCAGUACCUCGAGCGGUGGAACUACCAAGAAGGGUACAAGUGGAAAGUCCAUCCCAGAGCUCGAGAGGACCGUCGGGCUGAUGAAGAAGGUUGUAGAGAGAGUUCAGCAAGAGAAUGAACAGCUGAAGAAGGCUCCUGGCGUCACCACUCAGACAGAGAUUCAUACACUCAAGAUUCAGAACAAAGAAUUAAAGGAGGAACUAGCAAAGAUGAAGCACCAGGUCGGAGGUCAGCUCUCGACCCGAUACGAGAGCACUCAGAAGGGCGUGGCCAAGGCCAUGGCAGAGAAUGAAAGACUUCGGCAACAGCUUCAAAGAGAGGUCGACUCGGGUCAGAGGAUGAGGGUCAACCUGGCAGAGGUCACGACGGACAAGAACAGAUUGCAGAGGCAACUGGAUGAGAUCCAAGAGAAACUCUCUAUAGAGCAGGCGAGAGGGCCAAAGUUGGAAGGGGCCGACAGUAAGAGCUGGAAGUCGAUCGUCGUGACUCGGAUGUAUGAAGAAAAGAUGAGGGGCAUGGAAAAGGACUUAGAGAAAAAGGUUAAAAACUUGACCGUGUUUUGUAAAACUGUAGAAUCAUGCAUGAGAGUACAAUAAGGCGGGACGUCAAUAUCCGGGAGGGGUGUACAAACGCGUUUGCACGCCCUCAUUACUUUUCAUGC
Lytechinus pictus (painted urchin) is the source of this 7381-nucleotide messenger RNA. RefSeq names its product centrosomal protein of 290 kDa-like. The transcript has 49 exons. Gene Ontology annotation, biological process: ciliary transition zone assembly; non-motile cilium assembly. Bases 327 to 7316 code for a protein of 2329 amino acids. The record is from RefSeq and is a predicted model, not a curated record. Gene Ontology annotation, cellular component: centriolar satellite; ciliary transition zone. Lineage: Eukaryota; Metazoa; Echinodermata; Echinoidea; Temnopleuroida; Toxopneustidae.